Notolabrus celidotus (New Zealand spotty) is the source of this 6217-nucleotide messenger RNA. It is a transcript of the gene obsl1a, whose product is annotated as obscurin like cytoskeletal adaptor 1a. Gene Ontology annotation, molecular function: protein binding. The record is from RefSeq and is a predicted model, not a curated record. Lineage: Eukaryota; Metazoa; Chordata; Actinopteri; Labriformes; Labridae. The transcript has 23 exons. The coding region runs from base 1 to 6021 and encodes 2006 amino acids.
AUGGAUAUCUUCGGAGGAGCUCCUCGUGUUUUGGGCUAUCCACGCCCCGUGCUGGCAAAGUGUGGCACAGACGCCACAUUGAAGUGUCAAAUCGAUGGAGACCCUCGCCCUGAUGUGAUCUGGGAGAAAAAAAGCAUGCAGAUCCAGUCUGAUGGACACUACCGGCUCUCUGAGGAGGGCAAAGCGUACCUGCUUACUAUUACUGGCGUGACCAUGCAGGAUGCUGGCCAGUACAUUUGCAAGGCCAAAAAUAGCAUCGGGGAAACUUAUGCAGCAGCCUCCCUCAAAGUUGAAGGAGAGGCCCAGCAACAAGAAGAGGGGCAGAGGCAAUUAGCAGUCAACGGUGUGAAGCAGCCAAUGAAGGAAAAUGGCGGGUUGGAAGGACAACUGAACGAGCCCAGAGAGGUCGAGUUAACACCUGAUGAAAGACCACGCUUCCUCAUCAAGCCCCUCUCUCUGCGUGUGGACCGGGGAGAAGAUGCUGCCUUCUCCUGCAAGAUCUGGGGUUCUCCUCUCCCGGAGGUGACAUGGGAGAAAGAUGGGAAGAAGCUGAAUGACAUCUUCGAGAGUGCACACUUCAGCGUGAGCAACCAGGAUGGCGGCUGGUUCCAGCUUAAGGUCUAUAGAUCACGCAUGCCAGAUAAAGGCGUCUACACCUGCAGGGCCGUGAACUGCCAUGGGGAGGCUUUGGCCGGUGCUGUCCUGCUUGUGGAGCCAGUACCUGAGCGAGAGGAUAGCAAAAGGUCCCCAAAUGGUCACUCUAGCAGCCAGUGGUCGCCCAAGCACCGGGGCGGGAGGCUAAGCUUGUUGAAGAUGUCAGAGGAGCAACAUGUCAACGCUUCUAAAGCCAAGAAGUUCGCAGUGGCGGAGGGGAAACACGCCAAGUUCCGCUGCUUCGUGACAGGGAAGCCCAAGCCGGAGAUUGUUUGGAAGAAAGACGGGGUUCCCCUGGAGCCCGGGAGGCGUCAUUUGAUAUUUGAAGACAGAGAGGGUUACUACACUCUGAAGGUUCUGUACUGUAAAGAGCAGGACACAGGACUGUAUCUGUGUGCAGCAUCAAACGCUCUUGGAAACACACUCAGUGCUGUUCACCUGUCCGUCAAAGGCCCUGCGGUGCGGUUCAGGCGUCCGUUGAAAGACGUGGAGGUGAGAGAGAGGGACGUCGCCGUGCUGGAGUGUGAGGUCCCCGACGAGUCGAUCCCCUCAGCCUGGUACCUGGAGGACCAGCGGCUGAUGCCCAGCAGCAAGUACGGGAUGGAGCAGAAGGGCACCAAACGAAGACUGACCAUCCAUGAUGUGGGGACGGACGACGAUGGAGUGUAUCUCUGUGAGAUGCCUGAUGGGGCGAAGAGCAUUGCAGAGCUUUCAGUUAAAGGUGAAAUCAUCAGAAAGCUUCCCCGGAAGCUGGAGGUCCUGGAGGGAGAGAACGCCGUCUUCUGCGUGGAGGUGGAAAGCGACGAAAUGGAGGUCCACUGGUUCAAAGACGGUUUGAAGCUACACGAGACUCAUCAGACGAUCCUGAAGUCGUUCGGCAAAACGCACAUUCUGGUUUUUGUCAACGUGGCGUAUCAAGACACGGGGGUGGUGACCUUUGUCGCAGGAAGGUCCAAAACCUCGGCACGUCUCAAAGUCAAAGCCACUAGACACUGCCCUCCUAUCUGCCCCGUUGGAAUCAAUAUGGACGUGGAUCGACCCAACAGCGCUCUGCUUACCUGGGUUCCUGCGCCCAACAGCCAGACCUCCACCCGGUCCAUCUUUGUAGUGGAGAGACAAGAAGUGGGCUCCCAAGAGUGGCAGAAGUGUUUUACCUCAGAGACGGCGACCACAGCUGAGGUGGGAGGAGACAGCGUGCCGUGUGAAGGAGACUACCGGUUCCGUGUCUGCUGCAUCAACAAGUACGGACGAAGUGGACACGUGGAGUUCCCCAAAGCCGUCCAUCUGGUUCCUGGUCCAAAGAUUCACAGUAACCUCAAAUGCUGUGAGGUGAUGGAAGGAGAAGACGCCCACUUCUCCAUAGAUCUAUCUGCCUCAAUGGUUGGAACCUGGUUUUUGAACAGCGCUCAGCUGCAGCAUGGUGGACGAUACUCAAUAAAACAGGCCGUAACAAAGCACUCAUUGGUUAUCCAUGAGGCUCUCACUAUAGACAACGCAGCAGAGGUCACGUUCAUAGCUAACGGAGUGCGAGAUUCAGCGGUGCUCAAAGUAACACCUGCUGAGGUCAAAUUCAGUCCGCUGUCAGACUCAGACAGCAGUAAGAAGGUGGAGACAGGUGAUGCAAUUGUGCUCUACUGUGAAGUCUCCCACCCCUUCGCCAAAGUAUCCUGGUUGAAAGAUGGCAAGGAGCUCGAGAUGACUGAUGGACUAAACAUUCAGUCAGAUGGGAACAUGAGGAGAAUUGUGAUUCAGUCAGCGGAUGCAUCUCACUCUGGAGUUUACACGUGUGAGACUUCAGGAGAUGUCAUCAAAUUCAAUGUGGAUGUUGCAGGUCCUGCUGUGAAGUUUACUCCAGUCCCAGAGGAGGAGCUCCAUAAAAGCAGCAUGGAGCUGGACCCCGUGGUGCUGCUCUGUAAUGUCUCCACAGACGAUGCUGAAGUCGUUUGGUACAAGGACGGCUGUGAGGUGAAACCCAGUGACAACAUCACCCUGCAGGUGGAGGGAACCAUGAGGAGGUUGAUCAUUCGCUCUGCAGAGACCUCAGAUGCUGGCAGCUAUACCUGCAGAACAGGAAACAACAGCAUAGAUUUCACUGUCAAUAUCAAAGAGCCUCCGGUGAUGAUUGUGGAACCAAAGGAUGACGUUGUGAUGGAGGGCUAUGCCUCAGAGGAGAUCAGCUUGCAGUGUGAGUUGUCCCGUUCCAGUGGGAAGGUGUGUUGGUCCAAAGACGGACAGGAAGUGGAGGAGAGCAGCAACCUGCAGCUGAUAUCUGAGGGUCCUUACAGGAGGCUGAACAUCCUCAACGGCUCCCUGGAGGAUGCUGGAGAGUAUGUCUGCGAAACCAGCGGGGAUUCAGUCUUUUUCCAGCUCACUGUCAGAGAGCCGCUGAUAAGAAUCGUUUCCCCCAGUGAAUCAGACGUAGAGUUGACCCACUUGGCCCCUGAGAGGCUGGAGCUCAGCUGUGAGAUCUCACAGGCUGAUGCCCCUGUCCGGUGGUACAAAGAGGGCCUGGAGGUAGAGGAGGGUCCUAACUUGAUCCUGAAGGAGGAUGGGGUCCAGCGUAGGCUGGUCAUACCUUCUACCACUGUGGAUGAUGCAGGGGAAUACAUAUGUGAUACUGAAGAUGACUCUGUGGCCUUCCUCGUGACUAUUACAGAGCCAGCAGUGAUACUUACUCGUCCUAAAAACAUGCCUGACAAACUGGAGAGUGUAACCGGCAAACCAAUUGUGCUGGAGAUCAAGGUGUCCCGUGUAGGUGCAAAGGUCACGUGGUGGCUGGAUGGAAGAGAAGUAGAGGAGAGCAGCAACGUUACCUUCACUGAGGAUGGACUCAUCCAUCGUCUGACUAUCCACUCUCCCACCCCGGAGGAUUCUGGGAAAUACACCUGUGAUGCUUUUGAUGAUACAAUUGAUUUCCAGGUCAAAGUGUCAGAGCCUCCAGUGAAGAUCCUAAGAAAGUCAGAGAUCAAGACAAAUGUUAAAUCUCUGAUCUCUGAUGACAUUGUCCUGGAGUGUGAGCUCUCCAGAGCCAACACUGUCGCCAAAUGGUACAAAGACAACUGUCGUAUUCAGGGAGACGAAAGGUUCUGUGAAGAAGAAGAGGGUGCUUUCCGCUCACUGGUCAUCCUGAAUGCUGAAGUCGGAGACUCAGGAGAGUACUUCCUGGAUGUUGGAGAUGACAGCAUCAGCUUCCAGGUUACAGUAGAAGAACCUCCAGUGAAGAUCGUUGGGAACUCAAAUGACUCUGAUUACCAAGAGAUGAUGGCCGGGGAGGACCUCAUCCUGGCAUGUGAAGUGUCCCGUGCUAACGCCCCUGUACAGUGGUACUUCAAUGACAAGCUGCUUACUGAGGACUCCCGUGUCUACAUCGAGACCUCCGGCACUUUGAGGAAGAUGAUCAUCUCAAACAUGCAGCCGUCAGAUUCUGGGAAAUACGUGUGUGAUGCUGUGGACGACAAGAUGAUCAGCAUUAUCAGGAUUCAAGUGCCUCGAGUGGUGGAGUUCCUCACUGAGCUCCACAACACCACUGUGCUUGAGGGAGAAGACGCCACCUUCAAGUGCGUGGUGUCCCCUGAGGACGUCAACUUGAUCUGGCUCAUGGACAAUGAGCCUAUCACCAUGGGUGAUCGCUUCCAGGCAAACCAGAACGGCUUGUGUCAGACUUUGGUGAUCAGAAAGUGUCAGAUGUUGGAUUGCUCCAGGAUUACAGCAGAGGCCGAGGGUCAGAUCAGCAAAGCCAGUCUGAAAGUUCAAGAGGCUCAAGUGCUGUUCACUAAGAAGAUGGAGGCUGUCAUGGCUGAAGAGUUUGAGGACGCCACCUUAGAGACAGAGAUCAGCCUUGAGAUGGGAGAAGUGCAGUGGAUGAGGCAAGGGGUGGUCAUCCAGCCUGGUCCAAGACACAUCCUGGCUCAGAACGGCUGUAUACGCAGUUUAACCAUCCUGAACCUGACCCUGGCGGACAGAGGAACCUAUCGCUGUGAGACCCUACACGACAGGGCCCAAGUGAAGCUCAAUGUGGAACCCCGUAAAAUCUCCAUCCGCAGAGGCCUCUCUGACCAAGACACCUUUGAACGGGAGACUGCCUCCUUUGAGGUGGAGCUCUCUCACACAGAUGUGGAGGGAAUCUGGCAGAAGGAUGGCAUCCGAGUGAAACCGAACAACCAGUUUCGGGUGAGCACCAAUGGGUUAGUCCACGGCCUCACACUGUCCAACCUCACCCUGGAGGACACGGGGACGAUCGUCUUUUCUGCUGAGGGGGUACGCACCACUGCAAGGCUCACUAUCAAAGAGACUCCUGUGUCUAUCCUGAGACCACUCUCUGAUGUCCGUGUGGAGGAGGAAUUCCCUGCCACUCUGGAGUGUGAAUUCUCCAGACAAAUUGUGGAAGUCAAGUGGCUUAAGAAUGGGACGGAGCUGAAGCCGGGGAAGAACUGCAGGAUCUACUCCAUGGGCCGAAAGCGGUUCUGUCAGAUCAUGCUGUGCUCCCUGGCUGACUCUGGUACCUACACAUGUGACACAGGGGAAAUCAACACCUCCUGCACACUGGAGGUUUAUGAGCACAAGUUGGAGAUUGUGAAGGAACUGGAGGACCUUUUCAUCCAGGAGGACCAGAAUGCCGUCUUCAUGUGUGAGGUUUCUCUCGAUGACGUUCCAGGGGAGUGGUACAAAGAUGGCCACAAGAUCCGGCCCACGAGCACCAUCAAGAUCCGCACUGAAGGGACCAAACACUUCUUGCUGAUGUGUAAUGUCACAGCAGAAGAAGCUGGGGAGAUCCGCUUUGCAGCCAGGGAUGUUGAAUCAACAGCUUACCUUGAAGUUGAAGAGCUUCCUGUCUCCAUUGUAAAACCCCUACGAGAUCGAACAGCCCUGGAGAAACACCGCGUGAUCCUUGAAUGCACUGUUUCCACGCCUCGCAGCAGCGCCACCUGGUACAAGGGCGUGGAGGAACUGUUCCCCUCAGAUCGGAUGGAGAUCCUGGCUGACGACUGCUCCCAUAAACUGGUGAUCCUGCAGGCGGCUGUGGAGGAUGAGGGAACAUAUAGCAUCGAGGUCGGGGAGCACACAUGCAAAGCCAAACUGAUGGUGGAAGCCCAAGCCCUUGUAAUGGUCAAAGAGCUUGAAGAUGAGGAGGUGAUGGAGUCUGAGUCAGCAUGUUUCCAGUGCGAGGUGUCUGUUGACAUAAACAAGUCCCCUGUUUGGACUCUGAACGGAAUAACCCUACAGCAAAGCCCAUUCAUCCGUGUGGAAGACCACGGGACGGUCCACAAACUCACCCUCAAGAACACCAGCGUGGAUAUGAGCGGGGUGGUGAAGUUCACCAUGGGCAAGGCCAAGAGCAGUGCUACACUGACUGUAAUUGAAAAAUAAGGAAAGAGAAAGAAAAGCAAGUGACUCUGACAGAAAACGAGAAUGAGAAUCUCUCACAACUUUUCUUUGGAUGGUUACAUUUCACUGUGAUGCCAUUAUUGCAAAGUGAAGAUUUGGGUGAUAUAAUGUAUUUUGAAAUUAUUCCUUUUUUACAGUUUGGAUUAUAUUUAUUUUCCUGUUAAAGAUUUCUAAUUGA